Molecule: messenger RNA, 10663 nt
Organism: Xyrichtys novacula (pearly razorfish)
Lineage: Eukaryota; Metazoa; Chordata; Actinopteri; Labriformes; Labridae
Source: the annotation of a GenBank genome assembly
AUGCUUCCUCAAUCAAAGGGCGUGUCACUGGUGUCAGAGCUGAAAAUAACCCCAGAGGACAGGAACUUCACAGCUGCCUCAGAGUUAUCAGAAGCAGCUGGCAUGGCCAUCACUCCUGGAGAAAGCUCAGUGUCAUCAACCUCGGCAGCCACUGAUCCCUACUUUGCAGGUGUUGGUACGUUAAAAAUAGAGUUUGAUCAGGGAUGUUUUGUGGCACCAUCGAAGGUCAGCUGAUUUUGAGCCAGCUUUCACAGACUUUACUCCAGAGGUUCAGAAAUGUGCGAUGGCAGAAACUGUUGCCACCUGUGACAUUUGUGUCAACUACCUCUGUUGGAACCGAAUCAUAAAGCCUCAUAAAGAGGAUAUCAAGCAGAAAUUGGGAUUAUUUGGACAUGUCUAAGAUACAGUUAGUUAUUGAUAGUAACUCUCCAGAUUACUGAGGCAAGUUUCCAGACUUCUGAAAAUGUAUCCAUGUCGGAGCAUUUACAUGGUUACAAAGUCCCGUCAACACUGGACAAGUAUUAAAAAAAUCAAAAUUAAAGGGAAAUUCUGGUGUAAAAUUAAUUACUGCAGUGGGGUGACGUGGCUCAAGGAAGAACAUUUAUGAUCAUUACUUUAUCAUUUCCUUGAAGUAAUCAUUAUAGUAAUCAUUGUGCACUGCAGACGUGGUAGUUCUUCUGCCUUAACGUCUUGGUCUGACUGCAUUUCCAUGAAGAAAUGAUCAUAAAUGUUCUUCCUUGGUGAUGGACUAGUCAGAGGUCUCCCUAUAAACAAGAGGUUGCUUGAGGAGAGUGGGUGAGUUGUGUUUAGUCACUUUGCUAAAGAAAUCAGGCAAAGUUAAGAAGAUGUUUGGUGGGUAGUACUAUAGCUGGAACCCUAUGUGUACUGUUGAUUAAGUUAGGCGCUGUUCCGAGCAUUAUUUGCGGCUAUAGAGUGGCUUUUUGGUUGAGGUUUGUGUAUGGCUCCCAUAGUCUGUAUAAAGAAUGGACAGAGUAUGCCUCCUCUCUGGGUGAAGCCACUCCGAGAACAGCACCCUCUGUUGAUAGGCUGCAGUAUAGCUUAUGGAGCUGUGCACAAACUUUAGAAAUUUAUUACACAGAACAUACAUUUUUUCCUCCCUGCUUGCGACGUUGACAUGUAGUUACAGUAAGACUAGUUUGUGCUCAAGUCCUCUUUUUUCUGUAAAGCGCCGUUUUCAGAAGUUAUUAGGGGGUUCAUGUUUGCUAUGAUUAACACCUGAUACAGCCUUUGGGUGUUCAGGGAUUGCGUAGCUCACCCGGGGGAUACGCUGUUUGAGCCGAGCGUCAUCACAGCGACUCUUGGUGACUGCGCGGCCAAAUGCGUGCAUCACUACUGCGCAGUGCUGGUUUCAGGAAAAUCCCGGAAAUACAGAGCUUUUUGGCUUCUUCGUAUACAGGCGGAAGGCGGAACCAAUUUGUCCAUAGUAUAUGCAGUCUAUGGUGGCUCCUCAGACCGCUAUGUAUUGCUAUCGUGCGGUCUUUACUAAAGUUCGUAUAACUAGAACAGCAAGCAGUCGGCAACAUUCAUCUCUCGAGGGGGUGUCUAACUCAGUGUUACGGUGUGUUUGACCCCAAAUUAAUUUAACGCCAGAAUAUCCCUUAAACUUAAAAUUGCAGACAAUCAAGUUGUUACUCAUAAAUUGUAAUUUUAAACAGACAAAAUGGCUACAACACCACUAGCUUUCUUAGUUCACCAUUAUUUACUAUUAUUCAGCUGAAGCACUUGGCCCCAGGUCCUGGCACCUUCCUUCUACCAUAUAGGGUUAUAAUUGUGUCUCAAAUUUGUUGUGUGGCCUGGGCAUUACACGCUUUCUGUAAGUCAACUAUGUGAAAUUUACCGCCAGGUUAAGUAGAGGUGAAAACAGUUCAGUUCAAUGGAAGCUUCCCAGCUGUCACACAGGCAGGCUGUGUGUGAGUGUGAAAGGGACAGACAGAGUGUAAGCAUGCUCAGACAGACAUUGAUGAGGGUCUAAACGUCAAUGUAAAAGUCUGGCCUUCAACCUGAAGGAUGCCGCUGGCAUUUGUUCUGACACACACACUUACACACACAGCACGCACGUGUGCACACACACACACACACAAUGGCCCUCAUUUAUCAAGCUUGCGUACGGCAGAAAACUUGCGUACACCUUGCGUGCGAAAAUUUAGAUGUGAGGAUCGGCAUUUAUCAAUCUGCACGUGAGCGUACGCUACAACCAAAUCUCACGACAGGUCCGACAUCCUGUACACAAGUUUGAGUCAGUGUGGAUCUGCGGUGCAGCAAAUGUCUGUCUCAAAAUCAUUGAUAUACAAACCUUAAACCUGUCAUUAAGCACAGUCAGCCAGAUUUCAUUAAAGAUUUAAAAAUAAAUAAAAUAAAAUAGCCUAUCUGAUAACUCUGCCCAGAAACACUGCCACAGAGCAGGAGUGCCGUUUUAACAUUGCACACACGCGCCACUGUGGAGCGCUGCGUUUGACUCCUAAAAGCAAGGUGUCUCCGUCUUGGUCCAGCAGCGGGGACGUUGUUGUGCACUCCUGAAAGGGUGUGGGACAUCAUUUGGGCCAGUUCAGUUUUGCAAAAUGUUGCGCUGGCGAAUGGAGUGCCGCUGGCUGUGCCGGUGAAACGUGAGGACCCGAUGCCCGGAGAACAAUAACAAGGAGAGACUCCACAAAGGUGCUGUACAGAGGAGACAGGACCUUAUCGAUGGAUUCUGAUGUAAAAUAUAAGUUUAGAAAGUGCUCUUGCUAUUUAAUCAGUGAUAAAAAUCCAAUAGAAAUCCAUAAAAAUGUGCCUCAGGGGCAGCAACACACCGUUUGGUGAGGUUAAUAAUUAUUUUUGUUCAGCCUCUGUCAGACUCCCCAGUCUGCUCUACAUUACAAAGACACAACAAUUUAAAACUAAAUUCCUUUAAUAAUAGGAGCAACGUACCCUAUGUCAUUGCAAUAAAAAAUAUGAGGCAUGUAUGAGAUAUUAAUUUAUCAUCAUGAGCAACUUAUUGACUAAUGAUUUGUUCAAACUACAGCCACUGACCACUAUUCGGCAGCAGCGCUGUUCACCGCCUCCAUAGUCCUGCUCCAGACAGGAGUUUCCUGGACUGCUUUUAUAUCAGUUUUGAUGCUUCCAAAGAGAAAAUCCUUGUUAGUUUCCACCACAGAUGUGAGGAUAUCCACUUUCAGCUCGGUAAAGUUUCGAAUCUUUCUAAUAUUUCUCCUCUUUCAUGUUUGACCUCAGUGGGCGAGGCUUCUGAACCACAAAUAUUUAAGGGCGUAAACAUGUUAAUGACGAUUGAUUUCAGCCGCCGCAUUUAUCAAGACCCCAGGAUACGUUCUCAAUGUUUAAUGCACAUAAUCUUGUUACAUGAGUCUCACUUGAACAUGUUCUGCAUUUACUUACCCGGGGCCCUAAAAUUGAGCCUUUCUUUUAAGACUUAUUUGAAGGAGUGGGUUAAAUGGGUUGCAAGGACAUUUAACAAGAGGCAAAGAGAUGGAGUUGAGACUGAGCUUUAGCCUCCUCGUUCCUAGCUAUAUUGUGCCCCCCAGUCAGUCACCUCAGCCAUGUCCCUGGUUGUGCACAGCUCAUAACCUUAAUAUCUUGAUGAGUUAUAAAAAGAAAAAGAGGCCACACCACAUACAAUAUGCUUGUCAAGAAAUUAGCCACCUAGACUGAAACUGUGUUUUAAAACAGGCUGUGAAGAUGUCUAUUUUUGCUGUAAAGAUGUUUUUUGAUAGGUGUGUAUGUUGCUACUGUGGCUUAUGCAGUCAAUCUCGGGUGGAUAUUUGAAGAACUCCAGUUUUUUAGCACCAACACAAUGCCUUUAUUUCUUUAGUUUCUUCUCAAGUAAAUCCUGAUCCAUCUGUGAGAAACUGCAUUUGAGGGUGUUGCUAAAGAGAGUUGGGCAUCUUUGUUACACUUGCUCUCAUAACACUCACAAAAAAAUAAAUAAAUAAAUAAAAAAUAUUUACACAGCUGAGCAUAUCAAUAGUUCUAAAAUCAGGUAUGCAUACUCAGAAUCUUGUCAGUAUUCUUACACAAACAACUGUUUAUAUUAACACAAGGGUGGACAGUAAGGUAUUGCCAGUGAUGGUGAUAAAACAUCUAAUAUUAUGUCAAUGUUGUUAAAGUCUCCAGCUGCUUUAUCUGAAUGAAUUUUUAUCAUGUAAGCAGUUGUGUAAUGGAGCUCUAUGAAGAAGAACUAAUUUAAAGAGGUCUAAGAAGAGCUAGGACUGUUUAUUUAGUUAAACACAUAGACUGUAUAUAGAGAGUCUGCCUCCUUGCUGGGUGGAAGCCACUCCGAGAACAGCACCCUCUGUUGAUGGGCUGCAGUAUAGGUCAUAAAUCCCGCCUCCACCAGCAAAGCUUAUGGGGCUGUGGACAAACUUUAUAAAUCUAUCACACAUAACAUCAUUUUUUCUCCCCCCUGCUUGUGAUGUUGACAUGUAGUUACAGUAAGACUGGUUUGUGCUCAAGUCCUCUUUUUUCUGUGAAGCUCCGUUUUUAAAAGUUAUUAGGGGGUUCAUGUUUGCUAUGAUUGACACCUGAUACAGCCUAUGGGCGUUCGGGGAUUAUUUAGCUCUCCCGGGGGGAUACGCUGUUUGAGCUGAGCGUCAUCACAGCGACUCUCGGUGACUGCGCGGCCAAAUGCGCGCAUCGCUACUGUUAAGUGCUGGUCUUAGGAAAUGAAGAAAAAUCCCGGAAAUACUGAGAGCUAUUUGGGGCGGAAGGCGGAACCAAGUUGUCCAUAGUAUAUACAGUCUAUGGUUACACAUGAUGUCUUAAUGGUUUGUACUUGGAGUCUGUGUGUUCACAAGUUUUUUUCCAACCAAAAUUGAUCUUAUUAGACUGGUUACAACUGUAUUCGUGUGCAUGAUUCUAACAUAUGUUUACGUAACACAUAAGUGGUGCAGCUUGUUAAAUCAAAGUUACUUUAAUUUUAUGUUUUUUUUUAUGAAACAUAAAACAGUGAAACAAUGGAAUUUUGACUCGGGAAAAUAUGAAAAACCUGAAAAGUACUGGAGUCGCCUAGAUGUAGCAAGUUAAUUUCUUUUUUAUCGCUAAAUCACAAAACACAUAAUGAUAGUGUUCUCAUAUGGGUAUGAUUCUGUGUCUUUUUUCAUGAAUGUUUGAUGUUUAAAACCCUUUAAGAUCAAAAUCUGACUCUACUUUUGGAUACUUACAUACACUGUAAAAUCCAAUAGCUACCCUGACUUACAAAUCCUUAGUAAACUUUACUAGGUCAUCAAAAAUAUGCACUUCUUACUGGCAUUUGAGAAGUAACAGUUACUUUCAUGGUGAAAAACACAAAAUACUCAGUGUUUAGAGUCAAGAUUACUUUAUUUAGAGUUAUUCUCACUCACAACAAUAAGUAGCCAGCACAGUCUCGUUGUUUAGAGUGAAGAUUACUUUGUUUAGAGCUGUGCUCACUCACAACAAUAAGUAGCCAGCAGUGUCACUCCGACUGCGCAUUCAAAGAAGAAGAAGAAGUGAGCAUGCGCAGUACCAACGGUCAGUCUCCUGCUCCGCGAGUAGCGACACAGCUCACGGCCGGGACACAGAAGUUUUCCGCCGUCGGUUCUUCAUUGUAGGAAAAUAAUAAGGUAAGUAAACACGCAAGUUUAUCUUUUAAAAUGUUUUACUUGAUGCUACGACUGUUAGCGUUCGCUAGCUAACGCUAGCGUUAGUUAGCUAACCAGCCUAUCGGGGCAUUCAAAGAGGCAGCGGUGCAGCCACACAGUUUAACGUCAAGUUCUCCUUGGUUCCUAACACAGAGAAGCCACCCACUCUCUCCCGCACAAAGUCUGAUCAUUUAUGUCAAACAUUUAACAAAACAAACGCUCCCUUCAGAGCGCAUAACAUGAAUGAAACGCUCACUGGUAUAAGUUAGGCUUUCUCACAAAGCAGAGAAAUGAAGGAAAAGCUGACGAAGAAGAAGUAGAGAGAUUUUCAUCCGAUGUACAUGUGAGCAUUUUAUCUAAAUCCCUCCUAAAUGGCUCAGCAUCCUCCGUGAGCGUCAUGACGUGGAUAGGGACAGGGAUGAUAUCACUUUGUGUGAUUUUAUAAUUCAAACGGUGUCUUUAUAGCUCAUGUGAAUGGUUCAAAAGUGAACACAAAUAGGGAUGCACGAUAUUUAUCGGAGCGAUAGAAUAUCGGCCGAUUUGGGGGAAAAUUACGUCAUUUUUUAUCGGUCCGAUAGGUUCAUUUUUCUGAUAGAAAGAGCCGAUAUAUUAAUGAAAUUACGAGUAACGUUUGCAGGCGGAGUAGCCGCCCGUCGCGCCUUACUCGCAGGUCCCAAGCCUGACCAUUAACGACAAAGUGAUGGAGUUCAUAGCGGUCGACCAACAGCCUUUUUCCGUCGUUGAGAACCCGGAUUUUCGUAAGUUCAUAGCACACUUGGAGCCACGUUACACUCUCCCAAGCCGCCGCUUCUUCUCGGAUGUGUCCCUUCCUGCACUCUAUGAUAUUGUCGCCACAUACAUUCACAACCUGAUCGACAACAACGGACUACACGUGAGUUUUACCACAGACAUAUGGACGUCAGAUGUUAGUCCGGUCAGCAUGCUAAUCCUAACGUCUCAUAAUAGCUCCUUUACAGUCUACAGUUCUGUUGAACAGUUCAGGGGAUGCACUGUUUUGGUCAAAUGAAGUUCUGCUUUUUGCUCUGUUAUUGUUAUUUAUAGCUAAUGACCACAUAUUUUUGUGAUGACAUGGAAAAAAUAAACAUUUGAAGAGCCAAAAACUUUAGUUUGUUGUUCUAGAUAGGCCAGAGCAACAAAAAUAUCAGUUUUCAAUCACUGCAUCCUGCACAAACUGCAGAUUAUAUGAAGAUUAUAAUAAAUGUAAAAAUAUGAAUUUAUCAGUUAUCGGUAUCGGUAUCGGUCAUGAGAAGAAGAAAAUUAUCGGUUAUCGGUAUCGGUUGAAAUUUUUCAUAUCGUGCAUCACUAAACACAAAUAAUAAAAAAUGAAGAGUCAGACGUUUCAUGAAUCAAAACAACUUUCUUCAGCAGUACAGCAACUGCUGUCACUCACUCUCUUUUUCUCUAAAUGAUUAAUUCAUGCCAUAUUGUUAGCCUGAGUUUUAAGUAAGAUACUUCCCUUAUUAGUUGGUUUAUAUGGCCUAUUGCUGUCUUAAUUUUGUGCCCUUGCUCACCUGUGUUUUUUUAUUGCAGUGUUUUUCUAUUAUGUUCAGCACACGGGGUAUAGAAAUUUGUGAUAUAAAUUGAAACUGAUGAGCAAUAACGAAAUAAUAAACAAUUCUUUUAACCAAAAUUAUUAGGAAAUGAUACCCCCAGGUUGAAUUUGCCUGAAAUUGUGCUUUACUAUCAAAAACAUGUUACCAUAAUACCUGUUUGAAGCAUGCACAUAUUAAGGAAUGUGUCAGUAAUCUACAAACCAUGAUAUCAGUGGAACUUCUUGUAACUUCAGUAUUCUUUGUCUUUUUAGAACAAGUGCUCAGAGCUACAGAAGAAUUGCUCAAUGCAGGCCCAGUAAACUGGAGGUGAGAUGCCAGCAGCUUAUAUUCUGGAGGAGAUUUAAUCUUUAAUAAUAAUAAUGCAUCAGAUUUUAUAGCGCUUUUUGUCAGUGACCUUAAAGUGCUUCACAUUGGAUACAUCAUUCAUUCACUCUCAUAGUCACAUCUUUGGUAGUGUACUCUUAUUUGUUUUUUCCUGUGGUUACCCCAGACAUCCAUUGUUUGGAAAAAGUGCUCCAGGAUUGCUCAGAGGGCUAAAACAGUUUUUGACUAGGUGCUGCUUAAAUAUAUUAAAUUUAGAGACUACUAAAAUCUCUUUUGAAAAUAUUUCUUGCAGAUGCAUUGGAAAUGUAAGCAGUGCCUCUUUUCUGCAGACAAAAGAGCACAAUUGUUGAAACACUGUCGCCUAAAACAUGGCUGUUUUACCCGGCAACAACCAAUACCAUGUCUUCAUAUGGAUUGCUUGUGUGUUUUUAAAUCUUUUAAUGCACUCAAAGUUCAUUUAUCUGUUUGGCAUUCUCAAUCAGACAUCGGACAAGCAAGUAAACCCACAAUUGCGUUUCAUUGCCAGUUAUGUGAAUUUAUGGAGCCCUGCACUGAAGAUGAGUUUUUCAAACAUUUACGCAGCCAUCUAAAAGUUAAACAAAUAGUUCUGUGUCCAUAUGAAGGCUGCAAUUUUCAGAGCAGUGUAUAUGCAACAUUUAAUGCACAUAAAAGUAGAGUACACAGUGGGAGUGCUACUUCACAGUUUAAAACUGGAGUAAUGUCAAACAUUGAAGGUCCAGAUCAGCUGACUGAAGUAGAGAAAGAAAUCCCUUUACAAAAUGACAUCGAGGACGAGUUUGAGUCUGUAGAGGACAUACAGGACUUGGAAAACCAACUGGAACGUAACCUGGCUUCACUUUUUUUUGAAAAUGCAAGCAAUCUUGCACAUAUCUGAAAGUGCUGCACAAGAAGUAAUUCAGCAGAUAAACCAGAUUCAUUUACUUUCGCAGCCAUUACUACAAAGUGCGGUCCAGAGGAUUAUCAGUCAACAUUGUGGAGAUGUGGAUAAUUCCAUAGUGAGUGAGAUUUUAGGUGUAGUUUCACAAAGUAAUGUCUUGCUGAAGUACACAAAUGAAGGAGGUUCCCUAUCAACAGCUGCCAGGAGAGCAUCUUAUAUACUGCGAGAAUUUCCAGUUGUAAUGCCAGUUGAGUUUCUUCUUGACAGAGAGAGUCAGUCUGUUGCAUAUGUCCCUAUACUGAAAAUGCUACAGGCUUUGUUAAGUAAUAAGGAUAUUUUGGACAAGGUGCUGUGUGGAGAGAAGAAUUCAUCAGAAGGAUACCACUCAUUUAGAGAUGGCUCUCAUUUCUAAGAAAAUGUUCUCUUGAACGUGGAAGAAUUCAGGAUUGCUCUUGGGCUAUAUAUCGACGAUUUUGAAGUGGCUAAUCCACUGGGAACUUCAAAGAAAAAACACAAACUAUGUGCCAUAUAUUGGGUACUUGUUAAUCUUGACUCCAAAUAUCGAUCAGCUCUUCACUCCAUCCAACUAGCACUUUUGUGCAAAGUCAGCGCUGUGAGAGAGCAUGGCUAUUCAGAGGUCCUUCAUCCACUCCUUAAGGAUCUUGCAACUCUUGAGGAACAUGGUGUUUAUGUCGAACAACUAGCUGAAAGUGUCAGAGGCACUGUAUUGUAUGUAGCAGCAGACAACCUGGGGGCUCACUCUCUGGCAGGAUUCCAGGAGAGCUUUUCAGCAGAUCUCUUUUGUCGGUUUUGUCUCUGUAAGCGAGAUGGCAUACAGGAUAAGGAGGUCCGAUCAGGUCUUCACCAGCCAAGGACAAGAGAGAACCAUGAUUCACAUGUACAAGAGGUUCUACGUGACCGUAAUACAGCCAGACAUCAUGGUGUUAAAAGAGUGUGUCCAUUAAAUGAAAACCUGACACACUUCCAUGUGGUGGAUGGUUUCCCACCUGACAUUCUGCAUGACUUUUUGGAGGGCAUAAUCCCAGCAGAACUGUCACUAUGUCUGAGGGAUUUGAUUACCAAGAAGUAUGUUUCUUUAGACUCCUUGAAUAAGGCUAUAAGGCAGUUUCCUUAUACAUUUUCUGAUAAAGCUGACCAACCACAGGUCAUUCCAAAGACCUUCAUCUCUAAGGGAACUAUUGGCGGAAAUGGCCAUGAAAAUUGGUCUCUCCUGAGACUGCUUCCAUUGAUGAUAGGCCACAAUAUUCCUGAGGGGGAGCAAGCAUGGGAGAUUUUGAUGCUUCUUAAAGAUAUCCUGGAGUUGGUUGUGUCGUCACACUUGAGUUAAUCCACAAAAUCUCAGAACAUAGAGGGUUGCUGCAGGAAACCUUUCCGAACUACAAACUUCGUCCAAAACAUCAUUUCAUUGAACACUACCCUCAAAUGAUUAAAAUCUUCGGCCCACUAGUAGAUGUGUGGACGAUGCGUUUUGAGGGGAAACAUAAAUUUUUUAAAAAGGUGGUGCAUGACACUCGCAACUUCAAGAAUGUGGCACAUACCUUGGCUGUGAGACACCAGAAGAUGAUGGCCUUUCAUUUAGACUCCUCAACAUUCUUCAAGCCUCCUUUGGAAAUUGAUCAAGUGAGGUCAAUUUUGGUCACAUCUUUCCCUGGCGAUGUUCAGAGUCUGCUAUAUCAGCGAAAUGCCAAGCAAAGUACAGUGCUAGUUGCAUCCUCUGCUCAUGUUCACGGUGUUAAAUACAGCACAGAUAUGAUCAUUUCAGUUGGCAGUUGCGCAGGUCUCCCUGAGUUCAGGAAAAUAACACACGUUGUUGUCAUCAACACAGAAAUCCUGUUUGUCUGCAGGCUUUUGUCUGCGUGGUAUGUUGAACAUUUACGGGCUUACGAGUUGUGCCCCAGUGGUGCAGGUUCUCUCACUGUCACCCAGUUAUCUGAGCUGAAUGACGUUUUCCCCUUAUCCUCCUACCAAGUGAAAGGCAACGUGUAUGUGACACUUAAGCGUCACAUAUCAUGCUGAAUGACAGUAUGUGGACUAUAAAGUUGUGUUCAUUUUUUUCCAGGACCAUGGAACACUACAAACUGAGAGUCAUCAUAACGGACCAUGACAUACAGAAAGUGUCACUAGAUGGAAAACCAGAAAUGAUUGAAGAACUAAAGAUCAAAAUCAAGGAAAAAUGCAAGCUGCAGUAUGACUUCAGUCUCAUGUAUGAAGAUCCUGACUUGUGCCUCAGAUGA